Seriola aureovittata is the source of this 8444-nucleotide messenger RNA. RefSeq names its product gap junction delta-2 protein (gene gjd1b). Lineage: Eukaryota; Metazoa; Chordata; Actinopteri; Carangiformes; Carangidae. The coding region runs from base 1180 to 2100 and encodes 306 amino acids. Gene Ontology annotation, biological process: cell communication. The transcript is spliced from 2 exons. The record is from RefSeq and is a predicted model, not a curated record. Gene Ontology annotation, cellular component: connexin complex.
GGGGGAGGAGCAGAGAAAUGAUUCCUCUCUCUAAUCCUGUAGACACACGCUCGGUCUUGCUGCCUACUGGCUCAGAGAGAGAGACGGAGGCAGGUGGAGGGUGCAAACACAGAGAGAGAGAGAGAGAAGGAAAAAACAAGAUGAAGGGAAGAGAAGAAAGGAGAGCUGCCUCUCGUAAACCACGCUGAGAAAAACGCACAGAGACAGGGAGGCGGUGAGGACGAGGAGGAGACCAACGACUCUUGCAUGGUUUUGAGCAGAGGGAAGGAGACAGGGGAGGAGGAGGCAGUGUGAUGCUUCUCUCCGGUGCUGCCUGAAACAAACCAGGAGAGGAGAGGAGCAACAGAGAGGACGAGAAGGAAUCCCUUGAAAAAUAGAGAGGACAGAUACAGAGGGAGAGAGGAAGAAAUGCAGAGGACGGAGGACAAGCAGAGAUCCCUGGUUACUCAGGCUCACAUGAGUGUAUGGACCUGAGCCCGGCCAGUGUUACUACAAGAUGCUGUCAAAGACCCAGCGUGUGAGGGCUGAGUGUUACUGUGCGAGUGAUGGAUGUCUGCACAAACUACGGCUGCUCCUCGAAAUUCAGUAGUAGAUAGAGUCUCUGUGUGUGUGUUCGACCAGGUGUGUGUGUGUGUUAGUGUGAGAACAUAUGACCGACCAGCUGUUCAGGAGGUAAACAGGGUCAGGUGCACCUAGAGGAGGGAAACAAGGAGGAAAGUGGGAAGACACACUCACGUGAGCAGGUGCACGGACGGAGAAUUACACACACACACACACACACACACACACACACACACACACACACACACACACACACAGACACACAAGAGUGUGUGUGUGUGUGUGCAGCUAGCACAUAAAGGCUUCAGUCCAACCAUCUCAGGUGCAGUUAAGGGCACAAGUGUGUGUGUGUUUUGGGGACAGCGACGAAAAAAGAAAAAAGGGAGCUCACGAUGAAGCGUCACUGAUUUUCUUCACGGUUCCUUCUUUUACACCGAACUAGCCGCCUGAAACCUGAAACCGCUCCCUACCUCAUCUCAACUCAACAAGUGGACUUGUUGACUCAGAAAAAGAGACGUUCAAACCAACACCGGUGCUCCUGCUAACUGGGAAGCCCACCAGCAGUGGGGUCGGCCCUGAUUUCCUGUGCCCAGUGGAUGCCACCUAACUCCAACAACCAUGGGGGAAUGGACCAUCCUAGAGCGCCUCCUGGAGGCCGCCGUGCAGCAGCACUCUACUAUGAUCGGAAGGAUCCUGCUGACAGUGGUGGUAAUCUUCCGUAUCCUGAUCGUGGCCAUCGUGGGGGAGACGGUGUAUGAGGAUGAGCAGACCAUGUUCAUCUGUAACACUCUGCAGCCAGGCUGCAACCAGGCCUGCUAUGACAAAGCCUUCCCCAUUUCCCACAUCCGCUACUGGGUUUUCCAGAUCAUACUGGUGUGUACGCCCAGCCUCUGCUUCAUCACCUACUCCGUGCAUCAGUCGGCCAAGCAGAGGGACCGGCGCUACUCCUUUCUCUAUCCCAUAAUGGAGAGGGACUACGGGGGAAGGGAAGGAGCCCGAAAGCUCCGCAACAUCAAUGGGAUUCUGGUUCAACAUGGCGGCGAUGGCGGAGGAGGGAAGGAAGAGCCUGACUGCCUGGAGGUGAAGGAGAUCCCCAACGCCCCACGGGGCCUGACCCACGGGAAGAGCUCUAAGGUUCGCCGGCAAGAAGGGAUCUCCCGCUUUUACAUCAUUCAGGUGGUGUUCAGAAACGCACUGGAGAUUGGCUUCUUGGCGGGUCAAUACUUCCUUUACGGCUUCAGCGUGCCUGGGAUCUUCGAGUGCGACCGCUACCCAUGUCUCAAGGAGGUGGAGUGUUACGUGUCCCGGCCCACGGAAAAAACGGUUUUCCUGGUGUUCAUGUUUGCGGUGAGCGGCAUCUGCGUGGUGCUCAACCUGGCCGAGCUUAACCAUCUGGGCUGGCGCAAGAUCAAGGCCGCCAUCAGGGGCGUCCAGGCCCGCAGGAAGUCUAUCUGUGAGAUCAGGAAGAAGGACAUGGCCCAUUUGUCACAGCCGCCAAACCUGGGACGCACACAGUCCAGCGAAUCAGCCUACGUCUGACCGUGAAGAGAAGAAGAAGAGGAGGAGUGGGAUGAAUGUGCAAGAGAGAGAAUGAAUUAAUUAUGAUUUUAAUUUAAUAAAGAUGGUAGGAGGUCAAACAAGAUGACCUCUCCUCUGUGAUGAUGGAAUGAAACAGAAUGUAGAAAAAAAAAAAAAAAGACCAAAUCUCCAGCUCUGAGACUUUGUAAGUCAAGAGACAGCAGAAGAAGAAGAAAAUUACAGAGAAUAAAAGAGGAGAAAACGUUAUCUUCUGCAAACAAACGAUGAUUUCUGGUCUCAUGGGGAGAUAUUCCAACUGCCAUUUUAUACUUUUUGUCUUUUUUUUAAUUAAUUACCUUCUCUGCCCCUCGUUUCUUUUACUGGGAGGAAUGAAAUCCUCAAGGGGCUGGAGAGGGCAGGACUAGAAGAUGAGAAGAAGAGGAGGAGAAGAGAGAGGGGAGCAGAUGAGAGGCUUGUUUUGUGUUCUUGGGGGGAUAUAGGAGGACGACGACGGUGUUUGAUGCAUCCCAUGGUGAUUCUCUCCUGGACUGUGUCAGCCUCAAUGAAAAAGGGGGACGGGAGAGGGGGUGGGACAGGGAGGGUGAGCGGCAACAUCAUUAAAAGAGGAACGGAAGAACUGUCAAAGCCGUGACAGACUCUAGAGAAUGAAGCCGAAGUUUGCGAGUGAGGAAGAGUAGCAGGGGAGAUAUCACACUCCGGGAAAACGUACGAAACAACUGAGGAGGGAGAGAAAAGAGGAAACGUUUUUCUUUCGCUUCCUCUCCUCGCCGGAGACUCGAGAUACACCGAAGCCAAGACAGACAGACAGAGCUGCCUCUGAUCAGUGUCAACCUCACCUCUGCUGGAACGUUGUCACGAGCCGAAACCCAAGAGAAGAAGACUGACGAUGUUUAUGUUUUGUCUCUUGGCGAAAGAUGAUUUUAACACAAACACAGCGAGAACCAUAAACACUUUUUUUUCUUUUCCUCUCCCGCUUUCUCUCGCUCUCUCCGCUCCAUGGUUGGCAGCUAUAUACACCCCUGGGGCUUUGGAUGACAGUAAUGACCCUCGCUGCGUAAACUUUGGAGAGGAACUUACGAACAAAUGAACAAACAGCGUGAAAAACGUCAGUGUCUCUGAAAGCACAAACCAAACUUCUCUCCGUCUAGCAUUCCAGCUGAGAGACGAAGGAGGGAUGGAAAGAAAGGAGGAGGAGGACGGGAGCUUGUGGAGGAAGGGAACAGAUCACUUUAUUACAACUUUAAACAAAUUUUAUAAAAUAUAUCACCAUGAGUUAUGAUUUUUUUUUUUUUUUUUUUUCUUCUGAGAAAGCGAUGGUGCCAUCCUUGAGUUUCAUAGAGUAUAAUAUUAUUUAUCCAUUUAGAGUAUAUCCAAAUAGAUUUAUUUAUCUUUGCGGGAAGGUUGGUUGGGAUAUCAUGUUGCUGUUUUUUCAAAUGUAUAAACUGUCUGUCUUUUUUUCCAUUUUAGUUUAAAGCGUUUCUCACCGAUGGAACUGAUUAAUGACGUGCGGCGACUUGUGAGCUUUGUUUUGAAAUGUUUUGAGGCUGUGCAGCUGAUUUUCUUUUUUUUUUCUUCUUUUUUUUGCAACAAUUAUGGAAAACUUUAACAACUUUUACAAUUAACUGCAUUCAAAAUGCAGAAAAAUGCAGCUGAUAAACACAACAUCGAGCCUUGGUUUCCUUCAGAAUCAGCUGCAUGGCUUCAGGCAGUUAAGGCCUGCGAGCCAUUUGAAAAAGGCAUGUUUACACGAAGCGAUGUUUCUGGAUGAAGCUGUGUAACCGUUGAGUAGCGACUCUCUCACAGUUGUGUUUUUGAAUCUCAGUGUUUUGGUUUUUUUUUUUUUUUUCUUUUUCCUGACUGGAUUUCAGCAUGCAUGCCUUGUAAGAGAAAAGUAAAAGAAUGACAUGAACGAAAUAGAAAAAGAUAAAGAUGAUUGAGAGUGUUGCACCUUGAAUAAUGCAGACGAGUGGGAGAGUGGCAGACUGAAGGAACUCACAUUGGGAUGAAGGCUGUGUUCAUGAACACACACAAAAAAAAAGUAAAAAUGAAAAAGUGGCACUACCACACUGUGAGCCUGUGAAACCAUAACCUCAUGUAGGGACAGUUCAGUGUGUUGUAUCCUUUGAUGAAGAUUGAAUUAUUUAACUGACAUGGACACACACAGAGAGAAACACACCAGGCCAACACACUCGUGUCCUGUUGUGAUUGCGACGAGCAGAGGUUAGAACAAGUUCAUGCCAAACUCAGAUUUCGUCUGUUUUAAAUCAUUUACGUUGAGUCUGGUGCAGAGACAAAGAUACGUAUGUGACAACAGCAGUUACUCAUCCAGAACUGCAAACUGAAUGGGCUUAUAACGGUUUGAUUCUUACAGGGGCCGCCCAUGCACGAAUGCUACUCUCUCACAGCAUCUGUAUGAUGCUUUUAAUUAAACACAUGCUUAUUAUCUUCAUGUCAGACUUUAAACCAAAUUGUAGCUAGAAUAAUUCAUCAUAAUUAAUGAUUGAAACCCUCCUUGUAAAAAGAUUUGUAAUUGAAUUUUUUUGUUCUAUCCACUUUCCUUCAACUUGCCUUAUCUUUUUCUACGUCAGCUAGUGAUUUCCUACAAUUCCCACAAUGCCUUUGGACAAGUCCUAGGUCAUGAUGCUCAUGGCAAAUAAAGCGGUAAACAUGUUGCCACCCAGGUAGACAGGGAACCCCUUUAUAAGACUCAAUCACAUUUUCUUAAGAGCAAAUGAAACAACAGCGUUCUGGAGCCAGUUACAAAUAUAUAGUUAUCAAAGUUCUUACUGACUUACUAAAGAUUUACCGCAGGUUUAAAAUCUUCACACUCUUUCUCUCUGGCUGUUGAAUGUGAAAGAAAAAUGUGUCAUCAGAUACCUUUGUGACACCAACAUGACGAUAAGUAAUGCUGUAAGCCCCAUAAACACGUUAGUCAUAGCUACAGAAGGUCCAACUACUGUGUUUCUCCAUCACUCCCACUGACUUAAUCUGCGAUUCUUACAGGUGAUUAUCCUCAGGUUUAGACUCCUCUGAGGAUUUCUAUGGGGCUCAGUGGGAUCGGUGCAGCCUACUGUAUGCACCAGGAAGGACAAAUACGCUGACAGAGCACGCCAGAACGCCUAAUAAUAGAGGGCUGAGUCUUGGCUUCCCUCAGUUACUGAGAGCUUGCGCUUCUAGCGAAGGCUUAAACGCUGACCUUGAGCUUAAAGGCCAAGCCAAUGUCCUGUACUACACGCAUCUCCUACUGGCGAGUCACUGCACAGUACAGCACUGGUAUAAUCUCCGCAGAGCACAGGUCAAUGCUGUUGUGAACACUAUAUUUAGUUAAUGGUACACACACACACACACACACACACACACACACACACACACACACACGUACGUCCAACAUACAUUAAUUCUAGGAAAAAGAAGCAAAUCUGAAUGUAGGAAGAGCAGAGUUCACGGUUCUCCUCCUGGACUCAGUCGUUACGUCUGGUUUCAUUCAGGUCAGAAACACAAACACACAGUGAGAGGACGGAGGGCCAUAAAUGUGUCCUGGCUUUCUUCGGUUUACAUUUAUCCAGCGUUCAUUAGUGACUCCUGACUCCCGCAGCUCUACAGGAAGCUGGUACGCCACUUUCCAAAGUAAAAGCAGGCCCCAGAUGUUCCGACAGUCCACCGCUCUCCACCGUCUGCUUUUCUAUUUGUCAAUGUGAAAUGAAUUAUGCAACUUGUUUUGUUUUUUUGUUUGUUUUUGUUUUUUUUUUCAUUUGCUUAUCUUUUUUGACUUGUGGAUUCAUUUUGUUGUCUGUUGCUCUUUUUGUGCAGUGACAUAUCAAAAAAGAAAGAUGUUUUUUCUAUGUAAAGGAACAAAAAAGUUUGUUUUUUUUCAAUGUGUAAAAUCAAGGGUAGAGUGUUCAAAUAUAAGACUAGCAGAAAAUACGUUAUAUUUCCUCCCUUGCCAAAGUAAUAUACGAAAUUUCAUUAAUUUUCAAAGAGUUUGUUUUUUAACUGCAUGUGUAAUGGCUAGAAUAAGCAUGUUUCUAUGUUUUCUUCAACAGAAAUCUUUAAAGAAAGACUUUUUUUAGUCCAAACUUAUGGAGCAAAGCUAUUACGUCUUGAUGCAAAGUGUGUAUAUUACUUACCCAGGUCUUCAGACGGUACAGAGCCAGGCACACAAUACCAACUCAGUGAUGUUAAAACUACCUAUUACAGUUCAUCAGUCUCAGUUUCUACUCUCAAAAGAUUUUGAAAACCACCACACACACACACACAAUGUACAUCCUCUACUUUAAAGAAAUUUGCACAUGAAUAUUUACCUUUAUAAUCUGCAGUAGAAGAUGUUUUGAUCAGUCAAGUGAUGGACUGUAAAACACAGGGUACGCAGGAGUAUAUGUAUACAGGCUGAAGACGUCAGACACCAGUACAUUCCAGGGUUUAGCCCCCCAGCACAAUGUCAAGUUAACCUACACUUUACAACGUCUUAGUGUGUAAAUAUGAUCAAUCCUCUGUGAAGCUCUUCACGGACGACCUACCGGGGCACAGUACACUGAGAGCAGACUCAGGAAAGACAACAAUGCUGAUCUUUUACACCAAUCUUUUCUAGUAAAAAAAAGAGAAAAAAAAAUGCUGUUUCUACGUUAACACUUUUAUAGAAAUGGUACUACAACAUGUCAGCAUGCUUUUCAUUUACCAUCUAACCUUGUGCUGUAAAGCCCCACCCAAGAAAAUUGUCUUGAAGCCUGAUUAUUAACCUGUUGGUGCUAUUGAGGUCGGACUCUUUACCAAAAAAAAACAUUGAUUCAGAUACAUUCCCUCGUCUCCAGCACCCAUACCACAGGUCAGGUGGCAAAGCAGAUCUCCUUAAAACUUAAAGUUACUCUUGACUGUUACUAACAAAUGGGCAUGUCCACGAAAGCCUAUAUAGCAGGUACUGAUAUCCUUAUCAUCAAACACUCCGCGAACUUUAUACUGAAGUCCAAGUAGCAAACGAUUGGAUUCCUCAGGAAUGCAACAUAUAAUUGAGCUGUUUCAUUCAUUAACACAAAGCUCAACAUUACUCUUUAUACUGCUGCCAGAAGGACCUUAGAUUAACUUAGUAAUCACGUUAUGUAGCCAAUCCUAAGGGUUGGUUGGUGGAAGUUUUGGAAAACGCCCGUCUCAUACAGGACAUUAAAGGGCUCCUUAUUUAUUACAAACUAAAAAGCCAUAGUUUAAAAACAAAAAAAAGAAAGAAAGAAAGAAUUUAAACUUGACUUAAUUACAAUGUGCACUCAUGGGACAAGAUUAAUCAUACGUGGUCAAUCAGUUGAUCAUUUUUUGCAUUUCAAUUGAAAAUUAGACAUCUUGUUCCAAAUGAAAAGCUUUUUACUGUAUUUAAUCAAAUGAGAAAAUGUAAGAUAUAAAGCUCCUCUUAUCCAGAUGUUCAGCUUCAAUUUUCAUUUUAUUCCGAAGUCAAAUGCUCCCUCCCUCCCUCCCUCCCUCCCUCGCGCCACAGCCCCGUGUCAUACUGGUGCUGCUGUCCCGCGGGCUGGAUUAUUAUGACCAUUUCAGGGUUCAGGAAAGGACCUUUCAACCUCUCACUAAUCUGUCAUGAUAUCAGUCGUGAUUACUUCAUCUAAUUACACUGAGUGGCAGAUCCAGGCAGAGUGGAAUUUAAACCACCAUCCGGAUUUAACCAAACAGCCCCCCUGUGCAUCUCUCUCUCUCUCUCUCUCUCUCUCUCUCUCUCUCUCUCUCUCUCUCUCUCUCUCUCUCUCUCUCUCUCUCACCAGUGCUGCCAUCGCCUACUGGCAGUGGGGUCAUGGAUGUGAGAGAUGGCUUCGGUGUGUUUCUCUAACAUUCAGUAAAUUCCACAUUUAUAGAGUUUGAAUUGGAACAAAAAUGGGAUCAUGAAGAAGAUAGCUCAGGUCCACUUCUCACCUAGCUGAGACAUGUAUCUGUAACCUGAGUGAGGAGCUGGUUGCUACAGAAAGAGGGAUGAAACCUGAAUGGUGGCGUGUCAGGGAAGCGGGGGAGCAAUGUCAAGUUUAGCCAAUAUUUGGCCUCCUAUCGCGGUGAUCAAUAUUUAAGGGAUCAGAAAGGGGAAACAGUUGACAACCUUAGCCCUAGGAACUUCUGCAGUUAUCUUUGACAUCUGUACAGAUGUAAAAAAAAAAUAUAUAUAUAUAUGGACUGAAAACAGGAAUGAUGAACUACACACCUACACACGCUCACGCUUUGUAACCUUCAUCCAAAAAUCUGUUGUUUAUAUGCGGCAGAUUUUCUGGUGUACCUGACGGACCUCCAUCGAAGGUUCACUGUAUAUUUCUGACUGGUGUACUGUAUGUAAAGACUGAAUAAAACCUUGAAUGUUACAUCAA